Messenger RNA from Knipowitschia caucasica, 609 nucleotides. The record is from the annotation of a GenBank genome assembly. NCBI's taxonomy places the organism in Eukaryota, Metazoa, Chordata, Actinopteri, Gobiiformes, Gobiidae.
AUGUUUCGGACUAUUCGUCGUUUCCCGUGGGUCACUAACGUGGGCCUGUACGGGUGCCUGUUUGCGGGAGGAGACCUGGUGCACCAGUGCUUUUCGAGCUCAGAACAAGUCAACUGGACUCAGACCCGGAACGUCGCAAUCGUAGCGUUCAGUUUCCAUGGCAACUUGAGCUUCUUCUGGAUGCGGUUUUUGGAGCGUACGUUCCCCGGAAACUCCUUCAGGAUUGUCCUGCGUAAACUCGUCCUGGACCAAACCAUAGCAGCGCCACUGGCCACCAGCGUCUUCUACACAGGUUUGAGUUUUCUAGAGGGAAAAGAAGACAUAACACAGGACUGGAGAGAAAAGUUCUUAAAUACAUACAAGACUGGAUUGAUGUACUGGCCUUUUGUGCAGUUCCUGAACUUUGCCAUGGUGCCCCUCUACAUGCGGACCCCCUUCACCGGCUGCUGUGCAUUUGUUUGGGCGACGUUUCUGUGUUUCUCGCGGCAAAAUGGAGACGGCACAGCGGCUGCAGCUAUUUCGUGGCUGUUCCCAAACAGAGAUAACCAGGACCAGACAAACAUGGCAUCCAAAGAUGGACAAGAAGCUGCCAAAGCCACUGGCAAAUGA